Molecule: messenger RNA, 3840 nt
Organism: Cyprinodon variegatus (sheepshead minnow)
Lineage: Eukaryota; Metazoa; Chordata; Actinopteri; Cyprinodontiformes; Cyprinodontidae
Gene: tepsin
Product: ENTH domain containing 2
Exons: 13
Coding region: 50-2008 (652 amino acids)
Cellular component (GO): trans-Golgi network membrane
Source: RefSeq, a predicted model, not a curated record
CUCAAUAUUAGCCGGAAGAUGAGUGACACGCAGCUAGGUCUGCUAAAUCAUGGCAGCAUUUAUGGAAAGGUUGUCUUUUCUGCAGAAGAUCCCCACCCUGAUGAAGGCAACAGCAGAUGAUGAGUCCCCCUGUCCUGGCUACCUUUUCCAGGAGAUUGGAAAAAUCUGCCACGAGUCGACAGGUUAUGGCCAAUGUUUGCUGGAAUAUCUCCUGGAGAGACUGCAGGUGGAGUCGUGUCAUGUUAAACUGAAGGUGCUGAAAAUCUUUAUCCACCUAUGUGGACAUGGCUCAAAACAUUUCCUCACAGAGCUCAGAAGAAACUCCACCUUCAUCCAGCACGCAUCAAUUUACAGCGGCGCUCCGGAUCCCAUCCAUGGUACAGCUCUAUACCAGAGAGUAAGGAGUGCAGCACAGGAAGUGGCCCGUUUACUUUUCACGGAUGCAGUUUCCACCAAAGGCAGCAUUACUGCUCCCAGCAUGGGCCCAGCAACAGUAGGAAUGGGAUCGAUGGGUUCCCAAAGGUCUGGACUGCAGGGGUUUGGUUACAAUCCAGGGAAGCGAGGGACAGGCAGUGACUCACUGCUGGAUAAGAUCCAGAAGGCUGCAGAGGUAGUUGCCAGCGCAGUCCUUCCCCCAACUGAGCAGCAGGGCAUCAGACUGCAAGAGAGCCAUUACCGAGCUGUAGUGGCUCCAUCUGCACCCAUAGAGGUGGCGGUGCCGGCGUGCGCCUAUAACCUGCCUCAUCGCAAACCUAAGGCGACCCAGCGAUGCCCAGGGCAGGUAGGGGGAGGCUGGGAAGAGACCGACAGCAGCAACGGCUCCUCUCACAACUCGUCUCAGGACUUCGCCACCAACAGCAGAGCGUCUGUUGGCAGCAAAUCGGCAGCCAGCAGGGAGAGUAGUGGGGACCUCUCUGAAAGCCUUGUUCUCCACAUGUUCUCUAGAACCGAAGCGUUGCAGCUGGGGGACUGCGGCCAGGAGACGGCUCUGAUCAACAGACUGACUGAAGGAUCCAAAGUUUUCCUCACCAGGGAGGAGAGUCAGCACUUCCUUAAAGAGUGUUCUACUCUGAACUGUGAAGUUGUGGUGGAGUUGCUGUCAAGCAAGCUCCAGGAUCCAUCCCCCACUAUUCAGAUGCGGGCUCUGGGUGCCGUCUCUUGCCUCAUGACCUCUGACCUUCUUGCUCUGGAGCAGACAUUCAGAGCUACUCAGCGCAGACUAUACCAUCUAAGCGAGGGGCCUCCAGGACCUGUAGCCAACAAAGCCACCAAGAUCCUGCGGCAGUUUGAGGCUCUGAUGGGCGGAUCGCUACACGCUUCUCGACAAGAGGCGGCGCACAGCAGCCAGGCAACAUCUAAUCAGUCUAUGCCGUCUGCAUACUUGAAGAGCUUACAGCCAACAAACCCAGCUGACAGCAGCAGCGGCGGCCCUGAACUCUGUCACCCUGAACCUGAGCCGUCGGGCAUUGACCAUCCACAGAACCUCCCAGCUUCCGCCGCUGGUCUGGAUGAGAGUUGGAGAUGCUUGACAGGAGAGCAGGUGGAUAAAAUGGCCAAAAGUAAGGCCCAGUCGGAUAGAACUGCUGUGGCUCCAGAGCCCAUCAGUGAAGGAAGUUCCUCUGAACCCGUGAGCGUGGCGGCCAAUCACAGUAGCCUGUCUCUGUUCAGUGGGAUGGAGCUGGUGAUGAAGGCGGGGCCGCUGCUUGGAAGGGACGUGUCGCACACAGAGCCUGACAAAACGGACAAGAGUGAGGCUCAAACUGCACCUAACUGUAAAAGUUUAAGGAACUCCUCAGUGGUUUGGAAUGAGAAUAGAGAGGAUGAGGAGCAGGAGGAGCAGGAGGAGGAUGAGGAGCAGGAGGAGGAUGAGGAGCAGGAGGAGGAUGAGGAGCAUGAGGAGGAUGAGGAGCAGGAGGAGGAUGAGGAGCAGGAGGAGGAUGAGGAGGACGGCCCUGCCUCCUCUGAUCAGAGCAAACCUCAGUCAGCUUUCUCCUUUCUCAACUCCUGACUGCAAUCUGAGGAUCAGGAGCUGCUAUAGAAAGAUGUCACCUCUACAUCCUCCUCACUAAAGAUCUGUGGUAUUUUAGCUGCCGUAAAAACCAUCCAGGCAUAACAUUAUGACCACCAUUAUGAAAUCAUCCAUCAUGGUACCUGAAUGUGUGAUAUGAAAGCGUGAAAAUGUGAUAAAGUAGGAUUUCAAGGAGGAAAUCAAUUAGCCAGCUGGAGCCGAGUGUCUUUCUUCUCCGUUCCCCAGGUUUGGUCCAGUGACCCACCCAUUGAUGGUUAAGGCUCACCUUUAUGAUCCGACCCUAAAUCUUCUAAAUUCUCAAGGUCUAAAUCCAGUGGAGGGUCUGUUGGACUCCUGGACCAACUGCAGUCUAUGGAGGCCACCAGAACUCUCAGUCCAGCUGUGGUCCACAUGUGAUUGAUUGGCUCUAAAGUGUCUUUUAGUUGAUGUGAGGUGGUGGAAGAUCUGCUACAAUCACAUAUUCUGUGCUUCACAGAGGAAAUAGAUUGAUGCAACCUGCAGGCAUUAGAUGUUUUAUACCAGCAGGACAUAAAAAGUAAAAGUUGCUAUAAAAAUAAAUGUUCUACCUGGUAAACUUUGUGCCACAGGCUCAUUAUUGAUCUGGCUGUUUCUCUGCUCGCGGCCGCGGACUGAACUAUGUUCGUCCCUUUUAGUCAGAAAAUCCAUUUUCUGUCUGCAGCCAUUGAGGAGCAGGCCAUAUAUGGAAGUGCUUCAUGUUUUUUUGUUUUGUUUUAUUGCACUUUAGAGUCACAUAUACAUAGAAGUCCUACUUGUUAUUUAUUUCUCUUUAAAGAUUCUAUAGUUUUCUGGCUCCAAAUACCUCUAAGGAAGCUGUCUCAAAAAGAGAUUAACUGGUUUUCCUGAACCAGUUAACGAGGAUGUUUCCCUGGUUCAACGCACCAGAAAGAAAAGCUUAGUUACAUCAUAGUUAAGUUCUUCAGUGACCUUUUAAGGACCCUACAUAUUAAUUCCAGAUGUGUUGAAGCAGAUAAACAUCUGUAAGCUCGACAUAAGCUUUUAAGGACUGUAUUUGGACUCCUGUGCCUUAACAGAUCUGCUGCUAACAUCUUGGUGGGGUCAUAUUGUUAUGCCUGAUUGGUAAAGGAUGCAGAUUAACAUUUUUCAGGCUUGUUUCCUUUAAAAAACUACUUUUGACAACAGCUUCCACCAAGAGUCUGAGUUUGGAAAACUACGGAAAGCACGUCUGUCCUGUCAAGGAUCUGCAAACUCUGCAUGUUAUAUUUUAUAUUUUACAGGAAUUAAAGCAUCUAUGGUUUUGAGAAUAGCAGGAUAUCAAACUGCCUUCCAGUGAUGAAGGCAGCAGCGCAGGAGCAGAUACUCCAAUAAUGAAGUUAGUUUUCCAGCCAUAAAGCCAGCUGGGAACUAAUGAACCAUGUCGAGCAGACCUGCUGCUUUCUUUAUCUCAGGAUUCCACUACUUUUCUGUUAUAUUUUUGGAAAUAACAACUUACACCUCUGCUGCAUGUCGUCGACUUAAAGGGAAAACCCUGUUUGUGAUUUGCACUACAGCUACCUUCUUUUAAACUCAAAGAAAUGUCUUCCUUAUUUUUGGUAAUAAGUUAUGUAGAUUGGAGCUUUUCUGUACAUGGAGAAAAUAUCUUGUGUGUUUAGUCCUAAUUAAAAAGUCAUAAAUGUGCAUAACUUUGAAAUAGUGAUUCUAAUGGUGGAUUGAAUUGUUGUGAGAUUUAUGGUGUAUAAUCUGUGAUGGGGAAGUGUUUGACGCAGCCUCGGCAUCCUCAUGGGACUACAGGUGCAACUUUCAGUUCCAAAAUGCUGCUGAACAAUAAAACA